Molecule: messenger RNA, 735 nt
Organism: Pseudovirgaria hyperparasitica
Lineage: Eukaryota; Fungi; Ascomycota; Dothideomycetes; Acrospermales; Acrospermaceae
Exons: 2
Coding region: 1-735 (244 amino acids)
Source: RefSeq, a predicted model, not a curated record
AUGACUGAUCAAGCGGAUCUACAAGUCGUUGGACGCGACGCCCUGCGCUCCGCCGAAUCCUCUCGAUCGCCGUCUCCAGAUCACGAUAAUUGUGCAACCAACACGUUUCGAGAACUCUUGAAUAAGCGAUUCGGUGCCAUAGAAGAUAUAGAAAUUCUAGAUACACCUCCUGCAUUCUCAGCGGUAGACGUUGGUGAUGACAUCGAAGACACUGAAUUACGCUUGUUCGCAUCGCAAAGUGCACCUACGAAAAUUGAUCUCCGCUCCCCCUCACCACCAGGUGGGGAACCAGGGUUCGUACAACCCGAAAGGCCUUUGAGUUACUAUCUUGCAGAGUCACCGUCGGCACAAGACCAAAUAAGGCUGGCUCUAGCAGCUGUGUCUGGAGAGGAAGUUCUCGAUCGCUCACAUGCGAGAUGGGCGGGUUGCGCGCUGCCCUGGAGGGUCCACACUGUAAUCCCCGAAACUAUACUUGGUACCAAAAUACAUAUGAGUGAAUUGCAGAGGAGGAGACGUCCAUCCAAGAAGGCUCGCAUUGCGCUUCGUGCAAAACAAAAGGCGAAACUAAUGAAGGAAGAGGAAGCUAAGAGAGCAGCGCAAGAGAAAGAACAAUAUUUAAGGGAGAAGAAGAGCGCGGAAAAUAGAAAGAAACAAUUGAAGAAGCGUGCAAAAGAGAGAGCGAAGAAAGCCGAGACUGGGAUCGCUGCACGAGAUAUAUCAAUGUCAGCAGAUUGA